CUGUCACUGGGAGUGGGAGGGUCAUUUCCUGCUCUUUUCCCAACCGGUGUCUAGAGCUUUGGUUCCGAGUCCGCGAACACUGACUGACGAUACAUAAGGAACGCGGCCGCCCCAGAGCACCCAGAACAAAGCGGGGCCCCGAAGGCCACCCAGGCUAGCGUGUUCCUUAAGCCGCUCUAGCCAAAGGAACCAUAAAGAUUCAGGUUAAAGAGUCUUCACUUCCAUCUUGGCGUAGUUCUACCCUCGGCUUCCGGUUCCGGGGACGGGCCUAAUUUUCUUGGAUGAUUAGGGCUCUCGGAUCUAGGAUGGCUGUCUUGUCGCUUCUGUUGUUGGGUGGUUUGUGGAGCGCUGUGGGAGCGUCCAACAUGGCUGUUGUUACUUGCGGCUCGGUGGUGAAGCUACUCAAUACACGCCACAACGUCCGACUGCACUCUCACGACGUGCGCUAUGGGUCAGGUAGUGGACAGCAGUCAGUGACAGGUGUGACUUCUGUGGAUGACAGCAACAGUUACUGGAGGAUACGGGGGAAGACGGCCACAGUGUGUGAAAGGGGAACCCCCAUCAAAUGCGGGCAGCCCAUCCGGCUGACACACAUCAACACGGGUCGAAACCUGCACAGCCACCAUUUCACUUCACCUCUCUCUGGAAACCAGGAAGUGAGUGCCUUUGGCGAAGAAGGUGAGGGCGACUAUCUGGAUGACUGGACAGUGCUCUGUAAUGGACCUUACUGGGUGAGAGAUGGUGAAGUGAGGUUCAAACAUUCCUCCACUGAUGUACUCCUAUCUGUCACAGGAGAACAGUAUGGUCGACCCAUAAGUGGACAAAAAGAGGUACAUGGUAUGGCCCAGCCAAGUCAGAACAACUACUGGAAGGCCAUGGAAGGCAUCUUCAUGAAGCCCAGUGAGUUGCUGAGGGCAGAAGUCCAUCAUGCAGAGCUGUGACUCUAAAUCCUCUGAGCCACUGUCACCACACAGUGUUUGUAGACACCUGCUGCUACUUCACAUGGGAUCCCUCCUCCGAGCGAGCUGCUGCGUUUGGACCUGCAGCCCGGCCCACUUGAAUUGGUUGCUCUCCCAGGUUUAGUCAGUUCUCAGGAGAGGAUCAUCUGUGAAGGCAGAGAUACCUUCAUUCGUGCUGGUAUAAGAGGUUGAGGAACUCGCCUGUCUUAGCUGGGAAGCUUAACUCCGCAGGAGCUUGGUGUCAUGGAUUGUUAACUCGUGAUUUCCCGCGUUUUGUCUUUCUCCAAAAUGAUGAAUAAAAAAAAUAAAGACUUUUA
Grammomys surdaster is the source of this 1276-nucleotide messenger RNA. It is a transcript of the gene Sdf2, whose product is annotated as stromal cell derived factor 2. The transcript is spliced from 3 exons. The record is from RefSeq and is a predicted model, not a curated record. Lineage: Eukaryota; Metazoa; Chordata; Mammalia; Rodentia; Muridae. Bases 282 to 941 code for a protein of 219 amino acids.